AGUUAGCUCCCUUGAAUUCUUAGUCGCCUAAACGUUUUAUUGUGCCAUGCAAUUGAAAAUUUAAGCGUCUGAAGGAUAGGAAAAGAACAACACAUUGCGCAAUAUUUUUCCGAAUAUUGACUAAAUUUUACAAUGGUUUUCUUUUUCACUUGUAACAUUGUGUCACCACCCUAUUUAAUGUAUAUGGGUCUAGACAAAAAUGAAAAUGAAGAUUUGAUACGUUGGGGAUUUCCAGAAGAUGUUUGGUUUCAUGUUGACAAAGUAUCAUCUGCUCAUGUUUAUCUAAGAUUACAUGCUGGUGAAUCUUUAGAUGAUGUACCUCAAAUUGUGAUAGAUGAAUGUGCUCAACUUGUCAAAGCAAACAGUAUACAAGGUAACAAGAUGAACAAUGUAGAUGUAGUAUACACAAUGUGGGAUAAUCUCAAGAAAACAGCUGGCAUGGAUGUAGGACAAGUGGGUUUCCAUAAAAACAAAGAAGUGAGAAAAGUUAGAGUAGAAAAAAGAAUAAAUGAAAUAGUAAAUAGACUAAAUAAAACAAAAGAAGAAAAAUUUCCCGAUCUCCGAACGUUACGAGAGGAUAGAGACCGCGAGGAACGUGAAGAUCAGAGACAUAAAUUACAAGACAUGAAAAAACGAGAAAAGGAAGAAAUGGAGAGAAAAGAAAAAGAAAGAGAACAAAGAUCCUACUCAAAUUUGAUGACAGAAGACAGAAUGACCUCUAAUAAGGAUGGCGGAAAUGAUUCGGAUGAUUUUAUGUAAUAAACAUGUUGCCUGACAACUGUGAUACCAUCAUAUCCUGUAUGUUAACAGACUGUCAAUCCUUUUAAAUCUUAAUGAAACAUAAACCAGUCUGUGCAGACAAGUCAAAAUACAUUUUGUGCCAGCAGAAGUUUUGAAUAUGAGCAUUCAUAUAAACUUGAGUUUUCAAAGAUCUUACCUCAAUUAUAAUAUUAUAUUGAAAGAUUGUACAUGUAUUACUAAAUCAAUUUCUUAAUGUAGUGACAAGGGCAGAUACGUUUAAAAUUGUGCUGAAUUUUUACUUACAGAGAACUAGAUUUGAGCAUUUCUUAUUUUAUCAUUUACACACAAGCAUGCAUGCACACACACAUGCCUGUUUGUAGAUGAAUAAAAUAGAAAUGCUUUAGUCAUUAUAAAAAUAUAUUACUUGCCAUAGAAAACUAGUUAGAAAAAUCAUAUUUAUGUAUGUGUGGUUAAAGUGACCUUCAGCUUUUGUUUUUGUUGGAAAAACCAUUCUGUGUUGUUUCAAACUAAGUAUUUCAGUAAUUUUAUCUUAAAAAAGUUGAUCAUAUCAUUGUUAGGUUUUUUUUACAAAACAGCAUUCCGAGAGCUAUUUAUAGGGCAUCAGUGAUGUUAGUUGCUAAAAAUAGAAGAUUGGGAAACAAAUUGUCCACAGUUGAACUACAAAUGGAUCACCAUCUAAGAAUUUUUAUAUAGUUCAUACACAAAAUGUACGUAAAGUCACAUCAUAUUACUUGAAACCUAGCAAAAUAUCGUUAUCAUUAACUAACAACAAUUACAUAGGGAUAUAUGUACGUCACUUCCGGUUAGAGAUUGCACCUGCAUAACGAUUAGCAACUCUUACCUCUGUGUGAUUGGUAAUACUAAGGCAAUUGCCGAUGAUUUAAUGCUUAAAUUAUGAAAAAUAACUCACUUAAGUUUGUUCUUCAUGAUCAAAUAUGAAAACUAGUACGAAAAUAUGACCACUCACCUUUAAUUUACUUAUAGAGAGUGGAAAUUUCCGAAAUUACAAGCUCAAAGGAGUUUCCUUAUUGUUUAUAUUUUAUUGUAGGCAAAUUUCAUUUUGCACCUUAGUUCUUUUAAUUUGACAAUUAUAUAUUAUAAUAUAAUUAUAUGUACAUGUAUAAUGGUUUAUCUUAUAACAACAUAUUUAACCUUUAGAAAAGCUGAAGACUGCUUUAACAAAGCUGAAUUUUAUCAUUCAUAUUCUGUAUUGCGCAGCAAACUUGUGUGUAAAUAUGAUACAUAGAAAUGUAAUUGUAUUUGUGAUAAGUAAGUGAAAUAUGUGCACUUUUUUAGAUCUUUGGAUGUUGUUUUUUAAUGAGAUAAGAGUGUGUUUUGUGUAAUUAUAAUGCAGAAACAACAAGCUCAAAGUUUGAAAACAGCCAAUUUUAAGAAACAAUUGCCAUAAACUUUUGUAAUUUGUUUAAUGUAAAUGAAUAAAACUAUAAAAUUCUUA
Molecule: messenger RNA, 2218 nt
Organism: Ruditapes philippinarum (Manila clam)
Lineage: Eukaryota; Metazoa; Mollusca; Bivalvia; Venerida; Veneridae
Product: coiled-coil domain-containing protein 25-like
Exons: 9
Coding region: 133-759 (208 amino acids)
Source: RefSeq, a predicted model, not a curated record